CGGGCCUGCGGCGGCGAGGCGGCGCGGCGGCGGCGCGGCUCCUUCUCUUUUUGCCUUGCGCCCCGCCUCCAGGGUCCAGGUGCCAGGGUUAACUCAUGAAGUUUUGCCUCCUGUGUAAUCAAGAAUGGAAACUUCUGCAAACACAGCGGAAUGUGAAAAGCUCUCUUAUGGAAAGGCAAAAGCAUCAAUAGGUACAGAAACAGAAUCUUCAUUCGGUACUAAUGAAAACACAACUGCUUCUGGGGCUGGGCUUUCUGAAAAGGCUCCUCCUACCUGUGGGCAAGUGGACACUGCAAGGAAGAGAAAAAUGGAGUCUGAAGGUGAUCUUGUAAAGGAAGGUUCUAGAUGUAGGGGAGACACGCCAUCCAAGGAAAGAACACUUGCAAAGGAAAGGUUAAGUGGUGGGGAAGAGGGCUCAUUGAAGAAAAGAAAACUCGAAGCUGAAAAUGUCCUGGGGGAAAAAGGUUCUGGUGAUGAGGAAGGCAUUUCAAGGAAAAGAAGGCUGGAACCUGGUGAUUUUCCAGAAGACGAGCCUUCUGCUGGAGCUGGCACUCAGAAAAAGAGAAAGACAGAACUUGAGGACGUUCCUGAAAAGCAGAAGAACUUGGAAGAGGGGCACAGCUCCACAGUGGCUGCCCACUAUAAUGAACUUAAGGAAGUUGGUUUGCAGAUGCGUAGCCAAAGUCGAAUAUUUUACCUAAGAAACUUCAAUAAUUGGAUGAAAAGUAUCCUCAUCGGGGAAUUUUUAGAAAAGGUGCGACAGAAGAAAAAACGCGAUAUCACUGUUUUGGACCUGGGCUGUGGUAAAGGUGGAGACUUGCUCAAGUGGAGAAAGGGAAGGAUUAACAAGCUUGUUUGUGUUGGAAAAACCGAUGUUCAACCGCUAGAAUAUUCACACCGGCGUAUUCUCCAAGGAGGCAGACCUACCCAAGUAGCCGAAUCUUCACCAGGAGGAUACCUGAAGACAUACCUGAAGGACAUGAAGUCAGCGGGCUGGGACAGAAAGGAGGAUGAAUCCCCAGAAGAGUUCAGUGGGUGGGACUGGAGACCUGGCCACCUGGGAGCUGCCAACGCCGUGCUGCUUUCCCAGGGCUGA
Messenger RNA from Talpa occidentalis (Iberian mole), 1096 nucleotides. RefSeq names its product mRNA cap guanine-N7 methyltransferase-like. Gene Ontology annotation, molecular function: mRNA 5'-cap (guanine-N7-)-methyltransferase activity. Gene Ontology annotation, cellular component: nucleus. The record is from RefSeq and is a predicted model, not a curated record. The coding region runs from base 125 to 1096 and encodes 323 amino acids. The transcript has 5 exons. Gene Ontology annotation, biological process: 7-methylguanosine mRNA capping. Lineage: Eukaryota; Metazoa; Chordata; Mammalia; Eulipotyphla; Talpidae.